Messenger RNA from Amoebophrya sp. A120, 362 nucleotides. Lineage: Eukaryota; Dinophyceae; Syndiniales; Amoebophryaceae. The record is from the annotation of a GenBank genome assembly.
AUGUUUUGCGCAACAGUUGGUGAAAGUAGUUUGAGUAUGUUUUUUAUUUAUUACUGGAAAACCAUCGCUCCCAAACCCAAACUAUCGGACGCAGGCGAAAGUAGCUGCAUUUUUUCGAUUUGCAUUUUUUCGCAUAUAAAAAAGAGGAAAAGCUUCCGUGUAUAUAAGUGCUGCUACUGUCUGGACGGGCACAAGUAUGACUUGUCUGCCUUCCUUCGAGGAAAUUCGAUAUGCAAGUCGAGGAAAUACAACAGCAGCAGCAUCAAGUUGCCUGUGAGUCUGGGUUUGGGAUCGAUUUUCGUUGGUAUAUUUUGCCAUUAGUGGCACGGAAGGUGAGGGCAGGAUGAAAAACGGGGAUCACA